CAUGAGGCACGAGGGUGGGUCGGGCCUGAGGGAAGGGGAAGGACAAUGGACCGUUUUUUGGGCCCGAAUCGAAGCCUGACGACUCAAAAGAAGAGGAAAAGCGAAAAAAGGAAGAACUUGACCCAUCCGCCUUUCGGCAGCCACGUGACUUUGGUCAAGUCACCCUUCUAGGCCUCAGUUCCCUCAUGUCAAGUGGGGAUGAAGACUUUGCGCCCCACCUCGUGUCCCCACUAGCGUUUAGAGCAGUGCUUCGCACCCAAAUAUCCGACUCAGUGGAGCAGUCCUGGAGAACCCAGCUUAUAUUUGGCACCCUGUAUCCCGCAUACUACUCGUACAAAGCAGUAAAGUCAAAGGACAUUAAAGAAUAUGUAAAAUGGAUGAUGUAUUGGAUCAUAUUUGCACUUUUCACGACCGCAGAGACUUUCACAGAUCUCUUCCUCUGCUGGUUUCCAUUCUACUAUGAACUAAAAAUAGCCUUCGUAGCCUGGUUGCUGUCUCCUUACACAAAGGGCUCCAGCCUCCUUUACCGGAAGUUUGUUCAUCCCACCUUGUCUUCGAAAGAAAAGGAAAUUGAUGACUGUCUGGUUCAAGCCAAAGACCGAAGCUAUGACGCCCUGGUGCACUUCGGGAAGCGGGGCCUCAACGUGGCAGCGACGGCGGCCGUGAUGGCGGCUUCCAAGGGACAGGGAGCCCUCUCGGAGCGACUGCGGAGCUUCAGCAUGCAGGACCUCACCACCAUCCGCGCCGACGGGGUGCCCGCCGCCGCCCCCGCCCCAACUCCUCCGGCAGCCGGAAGGACCGGCAGCAAACAGAGCCUGUCCAAGAUGUCCAGAAGCAUGUCUGAAAGUGCCGGCAGUUCAGCGUGUACCUGCUGUUCGGCCUGUAGGACCCAGAAAGUGUUCGAGGAAGACGUGGACGAGGGGGGAGCGAAGCCCGGGCCGGGCCGCGGUGACGUGAACGCGUUAGAGUUCUCGGACGAUGAAGAGGAGGACGAUCUUCUGGAUUACGUGUACAAGUUCAGAGCACCCAGAAAGGCAGAGCUACCUCUAGAGGCACCGCCUAGAUCCCUCCGAUCUCGCUCCAGGAGGAAAAGUACCUCAUCCUCUGCCACCGAAACCAAGUGAGUGCGAUGAGCCAACAGCCUCGAGAUCCACAGGACGUCUCCUCUCUGCCUUACGGAGCUAAUCACUAAUAACGUAGAAAACAGCGAGCUGAGGGUGCUUCUAAGUGUGUGGCAUCACAGACCCGACCCUCUCUCUCUCUCCCCUUUGCCUUUUUACCUUUUUUUCGGGGGGCGGGGUGGGGUGGGGGACCCUCAAGUCCUCCGCGGAUUUCCGUCUCCCACAACCUAGCCGUUCCCAACUUAGCGGGAAAGGGCCCCGGUGGCGAUCUCGGCUUAGUUUCGGAUCUACGGGACGGACUCCAGCUAAUCCCGUCGCGGUGUACAUGUGUAAUUUAUGAGUUGCUUGCUUGGUUUUUAGCCUGUAAAUAUAACCCGAGCGAUUUCUUUUUAAGCCCCCCUCCCCACCCCCCUGCCGCUUGGUAGUAGUGCUUCGGACUAUAAUGUAUUUAUUUAUGGCUUUUUGAUUAGCCCGGGGGAGUUCCGGGAGGCACCCGUGGUCAUGUGAGAAGACUGUGAACUCAAAAAAGAAUGAUGUAAAAGCAAAA
Molecule: messenger RNA, 1668 nt
Organism: Tachyglossus aculeatus (Australian echidna)
Lineage: Eukaryota; Metazoa; Chordata; Mammalia; Monotremata; Tachyglossidae
Gene: REEP1
Product: receptor accessory protein 1
Exons: 10
Coding region: 186-1124 (312 amino acids)
Biological process (GO): endoplasmic reticulum tubular network organization
Cellular component (GO): endoplasmic reticulum tubular network; cytoplasmic microtubule; endoplasmic reticulum membrane
Molecular function (GO): microtubule binding
Source: RefSeq, a predicted model, not a curated record